GUAGCCUGUAUUGUGCUUUCUCUAUCUGCGCCGUUUUACACCCGUGUUUAAGAAUCUUUAACUCAUUAGAAAUAAUAUCCAGUGAUUUCUGUAUAUGCAUGUUUUGUAGGAAUUUACGUGAUGUUGUUGAGAAAACUUAAGAUGUCUAGUAACCUUACAUUUCCAGCAAGUGUUAAAGUGAAGCGGCAAGAAAAGUUAUCGACUUCCUCAAUAAACGUACCUGCGCAGCUUCAUGAAGACUGAAUGAAUCAUGGAGGACACACAAGCGUCCAGAGAUGGAGAUUUUUCUCCAGGAUGCAGUCAAUUUCAGGAGGACAGAUCAAACUCAUCAGAGCCCAGCUGUGUGUCCAUGAAGAGUAACUGGUCUAUGGGAGAACCGAUAAAAUUUGAUGGAAGACACACAUCACCUGAUCUGAGUGACAGAUCAAUCUCAUCAGAGCCCAGCUGUGUGUCCAUGAAGAGUAAUAAGUCUAUGGACGAACCGGUAGAAUUUGAGGGAAGACACACAUCACCUGAUCUGAGUGAGCAGUUAACGGACACUCCAGGAAUAUUUAGAGGAAAACACAUGCCAUCUAAUCUGAGUCAUGGCACUCAACUGGUCCAAAGCAGAUUCAAAUCAAAUCUGAGGAAGAAGUUUGAGUGUCUGUAUGAAGGAACAGCGACGCAGGGAAACCCAACACUCCUGAAUAAGAUCUACACAGAGCUCUACAUCACAGAGAGUGAGAGUGGAGAGAUCAAUAAUGAGCAUGAGGUGAGACAGAUUGAGACACAAUCCAGGAGAGCAGCAACAGAGGACACAACCAUCAAAUGCAAUGACAUCUUUAGACCUUUACCUGGACAAGACAAACCCAUCAGAACUGUGCUGACAAAGGGAGUCGCUGGCAUUGGAAAAACAGUCUCUGUGCAGAAGUUUAUUGUGGACUGGGCUGAAGAGAAAGAGAAUCAGGACGUCCAGCUCAUAUUUCCACUUCCUUUCAGAGAAAUCAACCUGAUGAAGGACAAAACACAAAGUCUUUCAGAUCUUCUUCAUGUCUUUUUCCCUGAAACUAAAGAAAUGGAAAUAUCCAUAGAUGAAUAUAAAGUGCUGUUCAUCUUUGAUGGUCUGGAUGAGUGUCGCCUGUCUCUGAACUUUAAGAGUAAAGUGAAACUGUGUAAUAUAUCUGAAUCAGCUUCAGUGGAUGUGCUGCUGAUGAACCUGAUUGAGGGGAAUCUGCUUCCCUCUGCUCUCAUCUGGAUCACCUCCAGACCCGCAGCAGCUGAUCUCAUCCCCUCUGAGUGUGUUCAUCGAGUGACAGAGGUACGAGGCUUCAAUGAGCCACAGAAGCAGGAAUACUUCAGGAAGAGAGUCAGUGAUCAGAGUCUGGCCAAUACAAUCAUCUCACACCUGAAGUCAUCAAGGAGGCUCCACAUCAUGUGCCACAUCCCUGUGUUCUGCUGGAUCUCAGCCGCUGUUCUGGAGAAGAUGUUGAGUCGAGCAGAGAGUGGAGAGAUUCCCAAGACUCUCACUCAAAUGUACACACACUUCCUGAUCCUUCAGACCAACAUCAAACAAGAGAAGGACUAUGAGAAGAAGGUGAAAGAUGAAGACAUGAUCCUCAAACUGGGGAAACUGGCUUUUGAGCAGCUUGUGAAAGGUAACCUGAUCUUCUAUGAGAAAGACCUGAGAGAGUGUGGCAAUUAUGAGACAGAAGCAUCAGUGUACUCAGGAUUGUGCACUCAGAUCUUCAGAGAGGAGUUUGGCUUGAAUCAAGGGAAAGUCUUCUGCUUUGUUCAUCUGAGCAUCCAGGAACAUCUAGCAGCUCUAUAUGCACAUCUAUCCUUUACAAAGAACUACAUAAAUGUGUUUGACCAAACCAAACAAAGUGUGUUAUCUAAGAUUUUAAACUGGUUUAAAUAUCAUUCAUUGUCUGAGCUGCAUCAGAGAGCUGUAGAUGAAGCUUUACUGAGUAAAAAUGGACAUCUGGACCUUUUCUUGCAUUUUCUUCUGGGUCUCUCGAUGGAGUCCAAUCAAACUCUCUUACGAGAACUACUGACACAGACAGGAAGCUGCUCCUAUAAGAAAGAGGAAACAGUUGAGUUUAUCAAGCAGAAGAUCAGGGAGAAUCGCUCUCCAGAGAGAUCCAUCAAUCUGUUCCACUGUCUGAAUGAACUGGGUGAUGAUUCACUGAUGCAGGAGAUCCAGGAUUAUCUGAGAUCUGGACAAAUAGGAGAAACCAAACUCUCCUCUUCACAGUGGUCAGCUCUGGUUUAUGUGCUGCUGACAUCAGAGCAGAAGAUGGAUGAGUUUAAUCUAAAACAGUUUAUUGGAGCCCAAAAUACAGCAGAUGAAGUUCUUCAGAAGCUGCUGCCUGUGAUUAAAGAAUCCAGAUCAGUUCAGUUGAGGGAUUGUGGAGUCACAGAUGAAGGUUGUGUUGCUCUGGCUUCAGCUCUGAGAUCAAACCCCUCACACCUGAGAGAUCUGGAUCUGACUGGAAAUGAAAUUAAAGAUUUGGGAGUCAAGCAGCUUUCUGAUCUACUGCAGGAUCCUCGCUGUAAAUUGAAAAUACUGAGUCAUAACUUUCAGCUGAUCCAAAGAAUGCUUACAUUAAAUCUGAGGAAGAAGUUUGAGUGUCUGUAUGAAGGAACAGCGAUGCAGAGGAACCCAACACUCCUGAAUAAGAUCUACACAGAGCUCUACAUCACAGAGAGUGAGAGUGGAGAGAUCAAUAAUGAGCAUGAGGUGAGACAGAUUGAGACACAAUCCAGGAGAGCAGCAACAGAGGACACAGCCAUCAAAUGCAAUGACAUCUUUACACCUUUACCUGGACAAGACAAACCCAUCAGAACUGUGCUGACAAAGGGAGUCGCUGGCAUUGGAAAAACAGUCUCUGUGCAGAAGUUCAUCCUGGACUGGUCUGAAGAGAAAGAGAAUCAGGACGUCCAGCUCAUAUUUCCACUGCCUUUCAGAGAAAUCAAUCUGAUGAAGGACAAAACACUCAGUCUUUCAGAUCUUCUUCAUGACUUUUUCCCUGAAACUAAAGAAAUGAAAAUAUCCAGUGAUGAAUAUAAAGUGUUGUUCAUCUUUGAUGGUCUGGAUGAGUGUCGUCUGUCGCUGGACUUUAAGAGUAAAGUGAAACUGUGUAAUUUAUCUGAAUCAGCUUCAGUGGAUGUGCUGCUGAUGAACCUGAUUGAGGGGAAUCUGCUUCCCUCUGCUCUCAUCUGGAUCACCUCCAGACCAGCAGCAGCUGAUCUCAUCCCCUCUGAGUUUGUCCAUCGAGUGACAGAGGUACGAGGCUUCAAUGAUCCACAGAAGCAGGAAUACUUCAGGAAGAGAGUCAGUGAUCAGAGUCUGUCCAAUACAAUCAUCUCACACCUGAAGUCAUCAAGGAGCCUCUACAUCAUGUGCCACAUCCCAGUGUUCUGCUGGAUCUCAGCCGCUGUUCUGGAGAAGAUGUUGAGUCGAGCAGAGAGUGGAGAGAUUCCCAAGACUCUCACUCAAAUGUACACACACUUCCUGAUCCUUCAGACCAACAUCAAGCAAGAGAAGGACUAUGAGAAGAACGUGAAGGAUGAAGACAUGAUCCUCAAACUGGGGAAACUAGCUUUUGAGCAGCUUGUGAAAGGUAACCUGAUCUUCUAUGAGGAAGACCUGAUAGAGUGUGGCAUUGAUGUGACAGAAGCAUCAGUGUACUCAGGAUUGUGCACUCAGAUCUUCAGAGAGGAGUUUGGCUUGAAUCAGGGGAAAGUCUUCUGCUUUGUUCAUCUGAGCAUCCAGGAACAUCUAGCAGCUCUAUAUGCACAUCUCUCCUUUACAAAGAACUACAUAAAUGUGUUUGACCAAACCAAACAAAGUGUGUCAUCUAAGAUUUUAAACCAGAAGAAAAAUGUUUCAGUAUAUGAGCUGCAUCAGAGAGUUGUAGAUGAAGCUUUACAGAGUAAAAAUGGACAUCUGGACCUUUUCCUGCGUUUUCUUCUGGGUCUCUCGAUGGAGUCCAAUCAGACUCUCUUACGAGAACUACUGACACAGACAGGAAGCUGCUCCUAUAAGAAAGAGGAAACAGUUGAGUUCAUCAAACAGAAGAUCAGGGAGAAUCGCUCUCCAGAGAGAUCCAUCAAUCUGUUCCACUGUCUGAAUGAACUGGGUGAUGAUUCACUGAUGCAGGAGAUCCAGGAUUAUCUGAGAUCUGGACAAAUAGGAAAAACCAAACUCUCCUCUUCACAGUGGUCAGCUCUGGUUUAUGUGCUGCUGACAUCAGGGCAGAAGAUGGAUGAGUUUAAUCUAAAACAGUUUAUUGGAGCCCAAAAUACAGCAGAUGAAGUUCUUCAGAAGCUGCUGCCUGUGAUUAAAGAAUCCAGAUCAGUUCAGUUGAGUAAGUGUGGAGUCACAGAUGAAGGUUGUGCUGCUCUGGCUUCAGCUCUGAGAUCAAACCCCUCACACCUGAGAGAUCUGGAUCUGACUGAGAAUAAACUAGGAGCGUCAGGAGUGAAUCUGCUCUCUGAUGGACUGAAGGAUCUUCACUGUAAACUGGAGAAACUGAAGUUGAGUGAUUGUGGAGUCACAGAUGAAGGUUGUGCUGCUCUGGCUUCAGCUCUGAGAUCAAACCCCUCACACCUGAGAGAACUGGAUCUGACUGAGAAUGAAAUGAAAGAUUUGGGAGUCAAGCAGCUUUCUGAUCUACUGCAGGAUCCUCGCUGUAAACUGAAAAUACUGAGGUUGAGUUAUUGUGGCGUCACAGAUGAAGGUUGUGCUGCUCUGGCUUCAGCUGUGAGAUCAAACCCCUCUCACCUGAGAGAACUGGAUCUGUCUGGACAUAAACUAGGAGCGUCAGGAGUGAAUCUGCUCUCUGAUGGACUGAAGGAUCCUCGCUGUAAACUGGAGAAACUCUGGUUGAGUAAGUGUGGAGUCACAGAUGAAGGUUGUGCUGCUCUGGCUUCAGCUCUGAGAUCAAACCCCUCACACCUGAGAUAUCUGCAUCUGUCUGGAAAUAAACUAGGAGCGUCAGGAGUGAAUCUGCUCUCUGAUGGACUGAAGGAUCCUCGCUGUAAACUGGAGAUACUCCGGUUGAGUAAUUGUGGCGUCACAGAUGAAGGUUGUGCUGCUCUGGCUUCAGCUCUGAGAUCAAACCCCUCACACCUGAGAUAUCUGGAUCUGUCUGGAAAUAAUCUAGGAGCGUCAGGAGUGAAUCUGCUCUCUAAUGGACUGAAGGAUCCUCGCUGUAAACUGGAGAAACUCUGGUUGAUGGAUUGUGGCGUCACAGAUGAAGGUUGUGCUGCUCUGGCUUCAGCUCUGAGAUCAAACCCCUCACACCUGAGAGAACUGUAUCUGUCAUUUAAUAAACUAGGAGCGUCAGCAGUGAAUCUGCUCUCUGAUGGACUGAAGGAUCCUUGCUGUAAACUGGAAACACUGGGGUUGAGGGAUUGUGGCGUCACAGAUGAAGGUUGUGCUGCUCUGGCUUCAGCUCUGAGAUCAAACCCCUCACACCUGAGAGAACUGGAUCUGUCAUUUAAUAAACUAGGAGCGUCAGCAGUGAAUCUGCUCUCUGAUGGACUGAAGGAUCCUCGCUGUAAACUGGAGAAACUCUGGUUGUGGGAUUGUGGAGUCACAGAUGAAGGUUGUGCUGCUCUGGCUUCAGCUCUGAGAUCAAACCCCUCACACCUGAGAGAACUGGAUCUGUCAUUUAAUAAACUAGGAGCGUCAGCAGUGAAUCUGCUCUCUGAUGGACUGAAGGAUCCUCGCUGUAAACUGGAGAAACUCUGGUUGUGGGAUUGUGGCGUCACAUAUGAAGGUUGUGCUGCUCUGGCUUCAUCUCUGAGAUCAAACCCCUCACACCUGAUAUAUCUGAGUCUGUCAUUUAAUAAACUAGGAGCGUCAGCAGUGAAUCUGCUCUCUGAUCUACUGAAGGAUCCUCGCAGUAAACUGGAGAAACUCUGGUAAGAUUAUAUAAAUCUGUCAGCAUCCUCCUAAAUUUUGCUCCUUUGUUGAGUAUGAACUAAAUGAAAACCAAAACUGUGUCAUAAAGAAAGUUUCCUGUCAGUUAAUUGAAAAUGAUGUUGUUUUAAUCUUCAUUACAUUAUUUCCAAAGUUUUUGACACAAUUUUAAAAUACUUACAAUAUUAUAGGAUGAGGGGAUGAUCUAAAAACAGCUGCUCUAUCAUACAGAUGUGUGUUUAUGAUUUGGGGUAUUUACAAAAGAAUUAAACAGUUCUGACAUUUUCUAUGAUAUUGAAACGAACCCCUUGAACCACACGUAGAAGCAGGUCUGAACUGUUAGAUCUCGCUGUGUUUGGCUGAGCAGUCAUUGAGUAGCUCGUCAGUGUAUUAGAUUUCUUCGUUACAUUAAAUAAAUAAGUUUAUUCCAUUACAUAAAGGAAAUAAGUUCCUCGGCAAGGAAGAGGAAGUGAGUCAGGAUAAUAUAGUGUCCGUGAUUGGCUGCAGGUGUUAGCAUGAUCAGAGUGAGGGGGAUUAUGGGAAAUGCUGUCCAGGGUGUGGUGCAGGUUUGUGUAGAGAAAGUGUCCCAGUGGUGACGGAUGACAUCUGACGGUGAAUGUACAGAAGUGCACGGAGCAGAUCUGUGACAUAUUGAAUGGCUAUACUCUGUUGUUUGUUGGUGAACAGGCAAACUAAAAAAAUGUAAAGAAAGACUGUAUAUUUCUUCAGUUUUUAAAUAUUGAGAAGUAUUGUAAUAAGAGCUGCAUACUUCUUACUGUAGUCUUUGUCUCGAGUUGUAACCGAGUCGUUUUUUAAUUAAACAGUAAUUAAACAUCCUCGUUUAAUUAAAUAUCCUUAAUAGUAGGGCUGGACAAUAAUUCAAUAUCAAUAUGUAUCACAAUAUAAUUUUUUUCAAUAACGUGAUAUGAUUUUUGAACACAUUUCCGGUAUUUCGAUAUACAUUACCAGUGUUUCUCAUGUAUACAUUGAUUUAUUUGACUUCUUGAAUAAACAUGAACGCUGCACGUUUCAAAAUCAAAACGUGGCAUAGGUGUUUUAUAUGAAUGUGUCUCUGAAGGGAACCGGUCGACUGUCUUCAGAAUAGUUUUGAUGGCGUUUUCAUUUUAUCUGAUAAAGUAGCGUUCAUGAGCGGAGCUGCUUUGAUUACAGCUAUUACCGGGAAGCCGCUAGUUCUGCCCUGGUUCUGCUGCUCUCAGAGCGCCUCCUGCUGGCAGAAUCAGAUUGCAUUUUCAAUAAUAAGCCCGUCUCCAGCAACAUGUUUUUGUUGUUGCUCAAUUUUUUUGUUUUCUGCAGCAACUCGGAGUCAGUAUUUAUUUAUUUAUUUUUUGAGGAAGAAGGAAAGUAUAUAAAUUAAUACUUUUAUUUAGCAAGGAUGCUUUAAAUUGAUCAAAAGUGAUGAUAAAAACACUUGUUACAAAAGAUUUCUGAACUUUCUAUUCAUCAAAGAAACCUGAACAAAUUAUACUCUGCUGUUUUCAACAUAAUAAAUGUUUUUUUUUUGAGCAGCAAGAAUAUUAGAAUGAUUUCUGAAGGAUCAUGUGACUGGAGUAAUGAUGCUAAAAAUUCAGCUCUGAAAUCACAGGAAUAAUUUGCAUUUUAAAAUAUUUUCAAAUAGAAAACAGUUAUUUUAAAUGGAAAAAAAAUAUUUUAAAAUGUUACUGUUUCUGCUGUGUUUUGGAUCAAAUAAAUGCAGGCUUGGUGAGCAGAAGAGAAUUCUUAAAAAAACAAAUCUUACCGUUCAAAAACUUUUGACUGGUAGUGUAUGUUAGCAUUAUAGUUUGAAGUUAAAUAUAAUAAUAUUAAUAUUAAUAAGGUGAGUGAGAUGUUUAUUUGACGGUGAUUUCACAUUUCUUGUACGUAUGAAGGCUAAAUACAAAUAAA
This is a messenger RNA of Onychostoma macrolepis, 7810 nucleotides long. Its product is annotated as NLR family CARD domain-containing protein 3-like. Gene Ontology annotation, molecular function: protein binding. NCBI's taxonomy places the organism in Eukaryota, Metazoa, Chordata, Actinopteri, Cypriniformes, Cyprinidae. The transcript is spliced from 17 exons. Bases 251 to 5914 code for a protein of 1887 amino acids. The record is from RefSeq and is a predicted model, not a curated record.